Messenger RNA from Penicillium crustosum, 1584 nucleotides. RefSeq names its product putative FAD binding monooxygenase. The record is from RefSeq and is a predicted model, not a curated record. NCBI's taxonomy places the organism in Eukaryota, Fungi, Ascomycota, Eurotiomycetes, Eurotiales, Aspergillaceae. Bases 1 to 1584 code for a protein of 527 amino acids. Gene Ontology annotation, molecular function: FAD binding. The transcript has a single exon.
AUGAGACCCAAGACGGAUGUUCUCAUUGUCGGCGCAGGCCCAACAGGCCUUGUCCUUGCUCUGUGGCUCCACCACCAAGGUGUCAAUGUCCACAUUUUUGACCAGGCAGAUGGUCCGGCGAAAAACUCACGAGCUAUAGUUGUUCAUGCACGCAUAGUGGAGCUGUAUAGACAACUUGGGUUGACCGAAGACUUGCUGGCGCUGGGGUUCAAGCUGCCGGCGUCAAAUGUUUGGGUCGAGACGGAGCACAAAGGCCACAUUUCGCUGCGAGACUUUGGACGCGAGUUGACCCCGUACCCGUUCAUGCUGAAUAUACCGCAAGAUGACCAUGAAAGAAUGCUCGAAAAGCGACUGAAUGACGUCGGCAUCCAUGUCGCACGAGGGUUAAAAUUGCAAGGCUUUGUGGACCACGGGUCAAGCAUCACUGCUACCCUGUUCCGCGAGAGUGACCAGAGCUCAAGCACACACGAGGCGUCAUACAUAGUUGGGUGUGAUGGAGCACAUUCAGCUGUUCGCCGCGGAAUUGGUGCCAAAUUCGAAGGCGAAACAUACAAACCGCUGUUCUACAUCGCCGACGUCGAAGGCAAAAGCGACAAGCACUUCAACGGCGAAGGGCACGUAGUGUUCACGAGCGACACUUUCACCCAGGUAUUGCCGUACAAAAAGGCAGGCCAUGCGCGAUUGGUUGGUAUUACGAUCCCAGAUACUGACGACGAUGACAAUGGCGAAUCGCCAGAGCCUGAGCAUCAGAUCACAUUCGAUGACGUUAGACCCCAAAUCAUGCAAGUGAUGGAUAUCGACAUCUCAAAUGUUAACUGGUUCUCAACCUACCGCUGCCACCACCGUGUGGCCGACAAAUUCUGCAGCAAUCGCGCGUUCCUUGUUGGAGAUGCAGCUCACAUCCACAGCCCAGUCGGUGGGCAGGGUAUGAAUACCGGCAUCAUGGACUCAGUCAACCUAGCGUGGAAGCUAGCAACGGUUCUCAAAACAAACAUGACCGAAGAAGCACAAUACCAACUAUUAGAUUCAUAUGAGUCUGAACGCCGGGAAUUCGCCAUGAUAAUAGUCAAGUCGACUGACAUGGGUUUUACGACGCUUACAUCGAAAGGAUUCUUCCCACACAUUCUUCGAAAUUGGCUGAUUCCAUACCUUGUGCCACUGCUGUUGAAAUUCGAUUUUGCCCGAACCAAAAUCUUCCGGGGCGCCUCUCAACUCAUUUGCAAUUACAGGGGCAGUAGUCUUUCUCGUAUUGGCGAAGGGACCGUGCAGCCUGGCGACCGUCUUCCAUGGGUUGAAAUCAACGAGGUGGACAAUUUUUCUACCCUACGAGAAGUUUGUUGGCAGCUCCAUAUCUACGGGGAGUCUGUGCCGGAACUUGAAAAGUGGGCCCGGGAAAUGAAUGCGAAGGUUUUUACAUUCCACUGGCACGAUCAAUACGGCAAAGUCGGCAUAGUCAAGAAUGCCGUUUACUUGCUCCGACCUGACCAGUAUAUUGCGGGCAUUUUUGAGGGCCCCUCUGCUAAGGCGGGGUUGGACGAGUACUUCGCUACUCGGGGAUUUUUUCCACAUACAGGCAGAGAUUAG